Molecule: messenger RNA, 2117 nt
Organism: Cucumis melo (muskmelon)
Lineage: Eukaryota; Viridiplantae; Streptophyta; Magnoliopsida; Cucurbitales; Cucurbitaceae
Product: cationic amino acid transporter 1-like
Exons: 4
Coding region: 131-1876 (581 amino acids)
Biological process (GO): amino acid transport; transmembrane transport
Cellular component (GO): plasma membrane
Molecular function (GO): L-lysine transmembrane transporter activity; L-glutamate transmembrane transporter activity
Source: RefSeq, a predicted model, not a curated record
UUAUAUACCAUUUCCCUUCUCUUCUUCUUUCCCGCCUUGUCUUUAAGGAAUCUCUCCCUCCUUCUCUCUCUCUCCAUUCACCGUUCGCCUGAGUUCUCUCUCCUCUCGCCGUCUUCCGUGUGAAGUCGGAAUGGGACUGUCAAACAGUGAUGGAGAAGGGAUCAGAAGAAGAUCCUGUGGUUGUGGAAAAGAGGAUUUUCUUCCAGAGGAAUCGUUUCAGAGUUGGGGAAAUUAUGCAAACGCGCUGAAGGCGACGCCGUCCCGGCUUAUGGACCGACUAAUGACUCGGUCGGCCGAGAAAACCGAGCUCGUCGAGAUGAAGGCUCGAAGCGAGCACGAGAUGAAGAAGAACCUCACGUGGUGGGAUCUUAUUUGGUUCGGUGUUGGCGCCGUUAUCGGCGCCGGAAUAUUUGUCCUCACCGGUCUCGAAACUAAGGAACACGCUGGCCCUGCCGUUGUCUUGUCUUACGUCGUGUCCGGCGUCUCCGCCCUGCUUUCCGUCUUCUGUUACACAGAGUUUGCCGUCGAGAUUCCGGCCGCCGGUGGAUCAUUUGCCUACCUAAGGGUAGAACUAGGGGAUUUUGUGGCAUUUAUUGCUGCUGGUAACAUCCUUCUCGAAUAUGUUAUCGGUAGUGCAGCCGUAGCCCGUUCAUGGACCUCAUACUUUGCCACCCUUUGCAACCACCACCCAAAUGAUUUUCGCAUCCACAUCCCUGCUUUUGCUGAUAACUACAACCGACUUGAUCCCAUUGCCAUUGUCGUCAUCAUCGUCAUUUGCAUCUUUGCAGUCAUGAGCACCAAAGGCUCCUCUCGUUUUAACUACAUUGCAUCCAUUUUGCAUGUGGUUGUAAUCCUCUUCAUCGUCAUCGCUGGACUUACCAAAGCCAACCCCAAAAACUUUACUCCCUUUGCCCCAUUCGGCCCUCGUGGCAUCUUUGUAGCUUCUGCUGUCUUGUUCUUCGCAUACGUUGGAUUCGAUGCAGUUUCGACAUUAGCAGAGGAGACUAAGAACCCUGGUAAGGAUAUCCCCAUUGGUCUUGUGGGAUCGAUGGUGAUCACCACUUCUGCGUAUUGCAUUCUUGCGGUUACACUCUGCCUCAUGCAACCGUACCAACAGAUCGAUGAAGAUGCACCCUUUUCUGUGGCUUUUGAGGCUGUUGGAUGGAGUUGGGCUAAGUACAUUGUCGCUGCUGGUGCUAUUAAAGGCAUGACCACUGUGUUGUUGGUUAGUGCAGUUGGCCAAGCGCGAUACCUCACACACAUUGCCCGGACUCACAUGGUCUCCCCCUGGUUCGCCAAAGUCAAUGAAAGAACGGGAACUCCAGUGAACGCAACAGCAUCAAUGAUGGCUGCAACAGCAGUAAUCGCCUUCUUCACAUCUCUAGGGAUCCUCUCAAACCUUCUCUCAAUCUCCACUCUCUUCAUCUUCAUGUUAGUAGCUGUAGGCCUCAUCGUUCGGCGCUACUACGUCAGCGGUGAAACAACACCAUUGAACAGAAACAAGCUUAUAAUCUGCCUUAUUCUGAUCAUAGGAUCUUCAAUUGGAACCGCUGCAUAUUGGGGCUUAAGCAAAGGUUGGAUUGGCUUUACAGUGACCCUUCCCAUAUGGUUCCUCUCAACUCUAGCCCUAUGGCUCGGUGUCCCACAGGCGAAAGAGCCACGAGUGUGGGGCGUGCCAUUGGUCCCAUGGCUGCCAUCAAUAUCCAUUGCCAUUAACAUUUUCCUUCUUGGGUCCAUUGAUAAAGCUUCAUUUGGAAGGUUUGGGAUAUGGACUGCAGUUCUCUUGGUUUACUAUUUAUUGUUUGGGUUGCAUGCUUCUUAUGAUACUGCCAUGGAGUCGAAGACCCAAACAGUAGAAAGCAACAGCAGUGUGUGAAGAUUUGAUUGAGAUGAAUGAUGAUGAUGAUGAAGAAAUUGGAAUUAGGAGAGGGAUCAAUUUAUAGUUAGUUUGAAUUAAUUAUUGGUUGUUUUAGUGUUGAUUAUUAAAUGUGUUGUUGAUUAGGGAUUUUGUGGUUAAUCACAAAUCCAUUUGUAAAUGCAAAGUGGUAGUUUGUGGUAGAUGUAAGAACAUCCUUUACUUCUUUAUUGUAACAGGAAUGGAAUUUUAUUUCUUUUUA